Messenger RNA from Porites lobata, 3777 nucleotides. NCBI's taxonomy places the organism in Eukaryota, Metazoa, Cnidaria, Anthozoa, Scleractinia, Poritidae. The record is from the annotation of a GenBank genome assembly.
AUGGCGGACAGAAUCACUCAGUUACAAGAUGCCCUAAAUCAGGUGAAUUUUCGCUCUUUUUUCAACGCACACAACCUGAAGCGAUUUCAUAGUGCAUUUAAUGAAACUCUCUUUACGUAAAGAAGAAAAAUGUCCAUAUCGAAGUGUAAAAUGCGACUUGAUCGGCCAAUUAGUCAAAUUCAUAAUUGAGGAUUAGAUCCGCGCUGUCUAUCAAAUAGCCUGUGCACAGACGCCCCACCUCCCCUGAGAAAAUAUCAGGGAGAGAGACGUCUGUGAAUCGCCGUCGUUAAUCGUGUUCCGGUAAACACUUACGUAAAUUAUUCUGUUUGUUUUCCCUCUGACAGUUGAAAAGGUGUUGACAAACCAACACCACUCUUGUUGUUCCUUUUUUCCCCCGUUCCCCCGUUCCCCUUGUUUCCCCUGUUCUUCUUGUUCCCCUUUUCCUUUUGUUCUCCUGAUCCCCAUUCUCUAUUUCCCCUUGUUCCCCUUGUUCCCCUUCUCCCUUGUUACCCUGUUCCCCCAUUCCCUGUUCCCUGUCUCUUGUUACCCUGUUCCUCUUGUUCCCCAGUUUCCCUUGUUUCCUCUUCUCUUUGUUCCUCUUUUUCCCUUGUUCCCUUGUUUCUCCUGUUUCCCUUGUUCUCCUUGUUCCCCUUUUUCCGCUGUUGCCCUUGUUUUCCUGUUCCCCUUGUUCCCCUGUUCCCCUUGUUCCCCUGUGUGUGUUUUUUGAUUAAGCCUUUGAUUUUACUUUGAAUUGUGUGCCAAAAACAAGCUAAUUUUUUUAAGGUUCCUGUUUUAUUGUAGCUUGCAGAUCAGUUUUGUAACAGUGUUGGCAUAUUGCAACAAACAGCUCAGCCUGGAAGAAAGUUUACUGGCUUUGACCAAUGUGAGUUUAGAACAGAUAUAUGUACAGUAAUAUAGUGUGAAAGGAUUUUACCAAAUGAAGUACCAUAUUUCCUUGAACAAUAGCCAUCCCUCGAUUAAUUGCCUGUCUUGAAUAAUCAUCCCCCUUUGUUAGAAAUAUUAAAAAUUAUUGGCUCCCUCAAAUAAUUAUUGUUCCCCACACAUCUUACCAUCAUGAGUUCUCUUUCUUUUUUCCCCUCCCUGUCAAUAUGAUCCAGCAAAACUGAUCAGUGAUGAUUCAAGCUCUGAAAAUUAAUCAAGGAACCAUAUUUGGAACACUUAAAAAGCCCAUGUUCAGUUUAUUUGAUGUCAUAUUUUUUUUCAUUUCAAUGGGAUUGUAAAACAAAAUAUUUGAAAUAAUCAAUAUUUCAAUCAAUAUUUGAAAUAAUGGCCUCCCUGGAAUUAUCGCCUUCCCUCAAAUAAUCACCUCCUUUUGAUGCAAAAAAAGAAAUAAUCACUCACAGAUAUUAUUCAGGAAAUACGGUACAUUAUUAAGCUUUUCAAGUAACUUGGUUAUUUUUUUUCUUUUUUUGUAGCAUCAGGUGGAGAUGGUGGAGAUGUUACUCAAGAAGGUUUGCAAAAUUUACUUAUUUGAACAUUUCUUGAAUUUAUAAAAGCUUGCCAGUUAUUUAUAUAGUUUAAUAAAAUAAUGCACUAGUUUAAUGCUCCUGGAGUCAAAGAAGUUUUGUUAGAAAAGAACUGCUAGGUUUUGGUGAAACAGAGAGAGAGAGAGAGAGGUGACAUAAAUUAUCUGUGAAUUAUAAUGGAACUGUAUAAUUUUGUACUUAGGGCAUGCUGCUUUGUUUGCCACUCUUAUUGCAAGAACUGCCAAGGAUAUUGAUUUCUUGAUUGAAUCUCUGCCAAGUGAAGAAUGCUCGCCAGCUCUUCAGGUAUCAGCAAUGUCUGUUUUGUAUGUUAUGUAAAGGACAGCAGGUUAUUAGAUAUGUUCCAUUCGAGAUAACAAAUUGGACAAAAUUAUUAAUAAUUAAUGAUUAUAAUGAUUAUAAAUUAUUUAUAAUGAGGAACAAAAUAUGCUAUUAAUGCAAUCUGCUAUAUUUGGCAUCAUAAUUAGGUAGAAAAAGGUAAAGAGUCCUUAUUUCACGUUGAUAGCUUGAAAUAGUCAUCUUACUAACAAAUCUGAGGCUGACAGUGCCCUCAUUUUACCCCCCUCCCCACCCCUCCUUCCCUAUGUUGUACAGGUAUUUAAAGCUACAUAAAACUACACGAGAAGGAAAGAAGACUAAAGAAUGAUUUGUGGUUACACCUUGGAAUCUAGCUUGGGACCUCCCGCACAGAAGGCUGCACACUACCUACAUUUAACUGUGCUAAUCCUUCCACCUUAGCUUUUAUGCAGUUGAGCUGUACACAUCUCUGUUAUAAUAUGAUAUUACACUCUUCAACGCAUCUGUUGAUCAGAUUAAGACAUGUUUAGGUUACCCAGCUAAGAAUUAUUAAGAAUUAUAUCACAACUUUUGGCAAUUUUUUGAAACUGUUUUUUGUUCAUUGGCCACACAGGCAGCAAGCUUACACAAGUUGGAAAGUGAAAGUUCUGCUGCUGGUAGAAAAUUAGAGGAAGCUGUAAUGAGAGGAGGUAAAUGAACUUCAAUGAUAAGAAUUUUUGUGGUCUUGUGGGGAUCUAUCUCCUUCUACUUUAUAGAGCAAAGGUUGUGUGAUAUCCCUUCUGGCUUUAGCCUGAGAAAAAAGCUGACAUUUUGCGACACCAGCACUGGUUUCCCUGCGAAAUGACAUCUGAGAAACAAACCCAAAUAUUCCAUACUGAUGAUGCACCACUACCCAGAUCUGGGUAUUGCUUCUGAUUGCUUGUGCCAUGUAGGAACUUUUCUUCAACCAAUCAGAAGCACUACCAAGAUGUGGGAAGUGACAUGUCAUCAGUAUAGAAUUUAUGCACUUGUUUCUCAGACAUCAUUUUAGAGCGAAACCAGCACGGGCAAAAGGGUAAAAUGUAAGCUUUUUUCUCAGGCUUCUCUAGAUUUUAAUCCAAGUAGUCUAAAGGGCAAGUUGUGAUGAUGUGAUUCGUGCAUAAAAUCCUAUGGUGUAACCAUUCAAAAUUAAUCCUCUUCAGUAGUUUGUUCGCUUGGUACUAUUUAUUUAAUAUCUACUUCUAAGUUUUGAGUCUUUUAAUGAAUUCCUAUGGUAUAACCAUUCAAAUUAAUCCUCUUCAGUACAUGUAGUUUGUACACUAGGUACUAUUUAUUUAAUAUGUUUCUCCAAGUUUUGAGUCUGCCAAUGAAAUCUUGUGGUGUGACAAUUCAAAUGAAACCACUUAAGCAAUACUUUUAUAGUAUGUGGUUCUAGUUUUUAAGUCUUUGGAUGUAAUAAUGUGGUGUGACCAUUCAAAUGAAAAAGAGAUGUCUGCGUGUAAGAAAAUAAUGCUGAACUCAAGUCACAGUAAAGGACAAGAUUACCUUUCCUUUGUGUCGCCAUUUGAUGUCUGUCUGUCACUCAUGUUUUUCUUGGUUUUUGUGGAUUCAUGCUGUAAGGAUAUGUUGUCCAAAUCAACUUUAUCUGAUUGAUUCUCCUGUUUUUAUUCUCAGAAAAGCUACUGGAGUUGAUUCAAAAGGCUCUGAGUGAUAUUGCAGAGUCAAAGCUUUCGACCACAUGAGCUGUCCACACUGAGAAAUAGCUUUAUAGAAAAGGGAGGUGAAACAACCAUACAAGAUGAACUUACUGGUAGAGCAGGACUUUGUCAUCAGAUUGGAAGUGCUUAACGAUUACAUUCUCCAAGUCAAAAGAAGUUGGACGUACUGGCAGCAAAACCCCUCUGGCCUCAAAAUAAAAGCAUUCAAAAACAGACAAUCCACCGCAAAACCACUUUUUUGAACAUGCUAAGAUGAAAUACUGCUCUUUUUGCAGUAG